Darwinula stevensoni is the source of this 4491-nucleotide messenger RNA. Lineage: Eukaryota; Metazoa; Arthropoda; Ostracoda; Podocopida; Darwinulidae. The record is from the annotation of a GenBank genome assembly.
AGGUUGUUGAUUCAAAGCCAUGUUGACUUUUCCUUUGAGUUAUACCUACUUUGUUGAUUGGUGAUUUUAACAAAAAUGGGUUGAUGAGACUAAAGAAUGGCCAAUGUACUUAAAAAGGACCCAUUUCCUUUUGGAUCUACGAAGGAGGAGUUCCUCAAAGCACUGAAAGAUUUUCAUGCUGCAAGAGGGACUCCCAUUUCGCAUCUCCCCCGGAUUUCAGGAAAGGAGAUUGACCUCCACCAUCUGUAUGCUUUGGUUGUAGCCAGAGGAGGAUGGGAAAGGGUGAAUUCCCGAAAUGAAUGGGGGAGCCUUUUGCCAGAAUUCGGACAGGAAUUGGAAACCGUCAACGCAGCCGUGGCUCUGAAGCACAUCUAUCUGAGGUAUUUGGAUCACUACGAACGCCUCCACUUCCUAGGAGAAGACUUGGACAGGUCCAGGGACGGCGACGAAGAUGGGGCGAGGGCCAAGAGGCGUUUAACCUAUGCCCAGCAAGUUGUUCCUCUCACUUACAAUGCCCAGCAGCAUAAUAUGUCAGAAACCGUGAGGCAGAUGACAGAACUGUCACAGACCGUCUACCAUGCAAGCGACUACGAUCGCCUUGGACUGUCCCUCCUAUCCCCUUUGCCAAAUGAGAGGGACUUCGCCCUCAAUGUGUGCACUCUACUGGCGAAUGAGGGCAAGUAUUCCAUGCAACUGGAGAAGUGCCCUCAGGUCCUUGACUAUCUCCUCUUUCAUGCUGGCAUUUUUAGAGACGAGGGUUUUCGAAUCUUGCAAGAAGAAUACUGGAAAGAGCAAAGGACCCUGAACCUCAUCCGUUUUUGGAAAGAAGUGAUUCAGAAGCAAGGAGUGAAAGAUUUGGUGUUGGAUCACUUUCUGGGAAAACCAGCAGAGGAGGAAGAAGAAUGCCUUCUAUCACCAUCCAGGGAUAGUGUAGCAACAGAGGAUGACCCAGAGAUUGUUGCUAUUUCUUGUGAGGGUCAGGAGGGCAGUGCAUCUAAUAUCUGUGAUAUAGAUGAAGAUGGUUGUGACAGUGACUAUGAGCUGUUUACACUGGGAAGAUGCCUUGGAGUGCUUGACAAGGAAGGGCAGCGGGUGACUCAGAUUGCUUCCAUUCUUCGCAAUAUCAGCUUUGAAGAGAGGAAUGCCAAGAUCAUGGCAGCUGCAGUCCCAUGCCUCAGGUUUAUUUUGGCGUGCUUGAGCAGCAAUUAUGGUUCCUUACCCCAGCUGGCUUGGGAUACCCUAGGAAACUUGAGCCAGGAACUGCAAUUGUCAAAUGUCCAGUUGAAGCCCGUGUUUGUAUCAUAUCUCAGCUAUAUUAGUGAUACCAUCAUGAGCAGAAGAGACAGGGGUAGACUCCUUGCUGCCCUGGAAACUCUGAGCAAGUUAUCUUCCCAAGAUCAAAAUGAAGAAUUCCUUAUUUCGUUGUUAAGGAAUGAGGUGUAUGACUCCGUGUGUUCCCUCCUCACGGUGCCUGAUAUCCAUCUUCUGAUCAUGACUCUGGAAUGCCUCUAUGCUCUGUCUGGAAUGGGAAAUCAGCCUUGUCAGGUUAUCUCAUAUUCUGGAAAUGCAAUCUCUGUCCUCCUAUCCCUUCUCACAAUUGAGGCACAGAGCUAUGGAUCUCAGGCCUGCAUUCAUAUGCGUGUUGUGGAAAAUACCAUGGAAGUUGAUAUCCCACCAGAUGUGGCCAAUGUCCCAUCCGUCCACAUAGAAGAGUCUGCAAGUAAGAAGGUGGCUAGGGCAGCUAUCGUUGAUCAGUCAGAGCGAGAGAAAGAGGCCUUUGCAGUUCAGUGGUUGAAGAAGGUCUAUGUAAUUGAUUUGAACUGCUCUGUGGAGCAAGAUGAUCUCUACAAAGGAUACCUCCAGGCAGUUAGCCAGCAUUUUGUAGGCCAAAAGAAGUCUUUCCUUUAUGCCAGUGGCUUUGCUCACUGUGUCAGGGUGGCAUUUGGGGCUCAGGUGGGUCCUUUGCAGAGGCCAAGACCUGGUGGAGGAAUAGAUUUCAUUUACAAGGGCCUGGUGAAACGUCCUCCCACUAUGAUCACUCCAACAACAGUGUCUUCGUCUCCACCCCCCAUGUCCAUGACUCCUCCUCCCUUGAUGGGGCCACGUGCUGUGGCUGUCAGUUUGUCUCCUACUCCUGCUAAUCAAGAGACUCCCAUUAGUCCCAUAUUGAAGGCCCAGCUGAGUUGUCCUCCUAAAGGAUCUUCACAUUCUACUUCUUUGACACCUUCCACACCUCUAUCACAGUCCUUGGCACUCCCCUCCAACCACAACCAGGUAAUGGCCCAUCCACACUUGAGUCAGGCUCUUCUGGGCAGUAUCUCUGGCCCCAAAGUCCCCACCCUUGGUCAUCAGAGUCAUGCUGAAACCCCAAGGAAAGCUCCAGACCUAUCUGGCUCUUCCUCUUUGAUCAAGAGUCUCUUAGCAUCAAAGGGUGGAACACAUGGGGGAUCUCAUACAGAGGGUGAUGUAAAUGAAAAAGGUUCUGUGGAAGGAGGUAGUAAAGUCAAAGGUCUCCUUGCAGAAAUGCUGGAGAAGAAAAUUGCCAAAGAUCCUGGAACUCUUAAUGGCUUGGUUGAGAAAGAGAUUCGUAUCAGUGAGAAGGGCCUGGAGGUUGUCGGCAAGAAGGCGAACCAUCUUGUUAAUGGUGAAGAUUUCUCUAUGACUCAUGGCACAAAGAGGCCAUCUGUAGAUGAAUCUACUCAGUCUUGGAAGAAGCCACGUUUGAAUGCUGUGACCCAUGACUCCAAUUCAAAUGGGCUUCAAAAGGAGAUUGAUGGGAACACUACAGCAUGUUCUCAUGGUUUGCACUGUGAUGAUAAACCAGAACGGGGAUCAACCUGUAACGAUGGGAUUCACUGUGGAAAAGAGGACCAAGACCAAAUAAACUGCAGUGCCCAGGGAUCCACACGAACAAACACCGACAUGUGUUCUGAAAUGAGUAAAGCCAAUAAUUCUGGUGAAAAGUGUCCAGAUGGCAUUCACUGUGGAGAGGAGAAAUCUUUGAGCCGUAUAAACUGUACCGAUGGUGUUCAUGGUGGUGCAGGUGCCAAGGAAGAAUUUCCAAAAUCAGCAGGGAAAUGUGAAGAUGGAAUUCACUGUGGUACUGAUGAUGAAGAUGAGGCUGAAACCAAGCCAAAUCCUGCACCAUCAUCUGCUUCUUCUGCCAAAAUUUCCUCCUCAAAUACAGCAGCAGGGAGAAAGAAAAUAGUUCUCCCUCAUGUGUGCCUCAAUCCUGAGACAUGUGGAGAGCCAGAAUGCAUGGAGGCUUUCCUUGAUCCACCAACCUCAGCAGCAUCAACACCUAAGCCUCAACCAGAGGCAAUUGUGACCUCAUCUGGACCAACCAGCACUAUGAUCUCAUCUACAUCUCUGAUAGUGAACCAGACACCUGGGAGUCAGAGUCAGCUUCUUGUUGUGAAGCAAGGCAAUCAGCAGUAUCAUUAUGUGGUGCGGCAGCCAAUGAUCGUGCAACAGUCAGGUGGCCCAGGAAGCAGUCAGCUGGUGCUGACCAGCACAAAUCAGACUGGCUCUACAGGGUCAGCUUCACCCCAACAGAGCGCCUUACUAGUGAGUCAGGGACAGCCUGGUCAUAUGAAAACUGCCAUCCUACUUGUGCCACAGCAAACUGGGGCAGGUGGUAGCAAUGCGCAACGGAUGAAUGCCAGUCCAAUCACAAUCACAGCACAUCCUUCAGUUAUCUCCAUCACUCCAUCCAGUGGUGACAGCCAAAGUCAACAGCAGCAGCACCAUAUGCCAUCAUCAGCAAUUGUGACUGGAACAGUGAUUCAGCAGAAACCAGCUACGGCUACCACAGUGACAGUGAAUUCAGGUCCUGCAAGCAACCUCAGGACGCAUGCUAUUACUCGUGCAGCUGCACAAGCAAAUGAAGUGCAAAAGGGGACACUGAAUGUGACUACAAUGAUGUCAAGUGCUGCAAAGACAAUGAAACCAACAGUGUCACAAAAGCCAACUGUAACCAUCACAUCUGGACCUGCAAAUGCACCUACAACUUCUGCCUCUCAAGCCUCUUCCAAGCAUGUGCCAAAGGAUGUAUACCUGUGCGAGUGGCGUGGCUGCCUUGCGGGGUUCAAAAAGGCAUCCUCAGUUUACAUCCAUGCUUGUGAGACACAUGUUCCACAAAAUGCAGAGGAGUUGCCAUGCCUCUGGGAUCGAUGUGAUGGAACAAAAAGGAAGAAGCUCUCUCUCAUGACUCAUCUGCUUGAUCGGCACUGCAAUGAACAACAUGGGAUGGAUGAAAAGGAAAAGGUGUCAUCCUCUGUCUCAACCCUCUAUCCCUGUGUCCAGGUGCUGAAGCUGAAUUUGGUCCGUAGAAGGCAGUUGGCCUUGACAGGCAAGACCACAGUCCCAGAGCCACCAAAGCCUAGCCCUCAUCCUGGAUAUGCCCCAAAUGCUGCCUAUCAGGCAAUCCGGAGGCAUGCCUUGGAUGCUCUUGCUGCUCUUGACAAACAAGCAAGUUUUAUUUUCCUUUGA